ACGCUGACAGCACUAAAUGUUUCCCGCCAUCCCGUCCGUCAUUCUCUCCUCAGUGUUGGGUCAUGCGACUAACUAACUAAUUUGCGGCUUAAUCCACGGACAUGGCCUUCUUCCUCAGUUACACUUUUGCCAUAUCUUCUUCCAAGUCCCCACUUUUCUUUUCUACGCAUAUCGUCUCAUAAGCUCAAAUCGGAAACCUUUGGAAUCAUGCAAUUUCCCGUCGUUGACUGUACUUCUCAGAUCACGAAUCACGGAAGGACCGGGAAGAUGGAAGAGAAUGUUAGACCCAUUUCGUAUUACCAUUUUAGUUUCCUGGACUGCGAUGAGGACCGCCGAUGUAGUAACCGGUAAGAUUGAGUAAAGCCAGGAAGGUGUUCGAUGAAAUGCCCAAGAGAACCACAGAUUCUUACAACGCCAUGAUUUACGCCUCAUGGGAGCAUUAAUGGAUUAUUUCGGGAAGGGAUGUGCAACAAAGGCACAUAAUUUACUAUGUGUGACAUCCGAAGAAGUUGUUGUAAGUGGUUUAUUUGAAAACAGAGACUUUGAAUGAGGCUAUUGGCAUUUUUUUCAGGGCAUGGUAGAGAAAAAAGUUUCUGGUAUCAUAUUAGCUCGCUGUUUGAUGGGUGUUGCAAAGGAGAUAUAUUUUUGAUGUUAUUUGAUAGAAGCCCUGUGAGAAAAAAUGUGCUAUGAUUGAUGGUUGUUUCGAAGUUGGCUUUGGUUUUGUUUCUGAGAAUGAAACAGGAGGGAAACGUCGGUGUUAAUUCUAGCACAUUGGCUCUCAUGUUUUAAUCCUGUGGGAAGUUCUACGGGUUAGAUUCAUCAAUGCCUCUAGAGUGUGAGCAUGAGCAAACAUUUGAAGCUUAUGAACUUUUUGAGAAGAUGCCGAAGAAAGAUGUGGUUUUACUUGGGCAGAUAUUGCCAAAAGGAUUUUAUAGAAAAAGAUGCAUUUCUAAAUGCGUAGAGUUAGCGUUGCCUAAAGAGGAAGAUAUCACCUGGCACUUUAUAAUAUCUGCGUUUGGAGAGCAUGAGGAUGAGCUUCAUUGGUUUAGUAAGAUGAAUGCUCUAGGGAAAACGUUUAUCCAAAGCUCCCAACUUUCAGUAGUGUGUUCCGCACAACAUCUGCUUUUACUGCAUUGAUCUAAGGACUGCGGAAUUGUGAAGAUCAGCAUGGCUUAUGACUGGCAAUAACAGCUUAUGUUGUCUGAUGUGUGUCAGCUUUUUGGAUGUUAUCUUAUUACAUGGUGUUCUCUCGUGGAUCAAGAGCUUAGCUUCGUUUCGUGGCUACAAAGCACCAAGCGUGUUCUCCUGGAACAAAUCAAAUAUGAACUAUGAUACAAUUUAAAAUUACAGAAGAUUCGUUGACCGUCAUUGCUUCCAAGUCCAAGGAACCUAUUAAGAGCUCUUAACAGGCAAACCCAAUUAUAAAAUUGUAUCGGAGAAGGUGGAUCAACCAUGGCUACUGUUCAUCUCAGCCCAUCCUCCCUCUUCAUCCUACCCAAAGGAAGAAGUUUCAACUCCAUCUCCUCCGUCAGGAGUCUCCCAAAACGCACUGUUUUGUCUCUCUCAUCUGCUCUCACCAUGAUUCCACCAGAGGGAAAACGAAAUGAUCACAUCUCUGCCUUUGACUUCAAGUCGUAUAUGGUCCGUAAAGCCGAAUCUGUAAGCGCUGCUCUUGACGUUUCUGUACCGCUUCUGAAACCCCUCACGAUCCAGGAGGCGGUGCGGAACUCAUUGCUAGCGGGCGGAAAACGUGUGAGGCCUCUCCUCUGCAUUGCUGCCUGCGAGCUCGUAGGUGGCGACGAGGAUAUUGCCAUGUCAGCCGCUUGCGCGGUGGAGAUGAUCCACACGAGUUCUCUUAUUCAUGACGACCUUCCCUGUAUGGACGAUGCAGAACUCCGAAGAGGCAAACCCACCAACCACAAGGUGUUUGGAGAAGACAUGGCGGUUUUGGCGGGUGAUGCGCUUCUUGCUUUGGCGUUUGAGCACAUGACGGUCGUGUCGAGUGGGUUGGUUCCCCCUGAGAGGAUGAUCCGUGCUGUGAUUGAGCUCGCAAAGGCCAUAGGGACGAAAGGGCUAGUGGCUGGGCAAGUGAUUGACCUAAGAAGCGAAGGAUUGAAUCCAGACGACGUCGGAUUGGAGCGUCUAGAGUUCAUCCACCUCCACAAAACGGCGGCGUUGUUGGAGGCAGCGGCGGUUUUAGGAGCCAUAAUGGGAGGUGGAACAGAGGAAGAGGUGGAAAAGCUCAGAAAGUAUGCAAGAUGUAUUGGGCUGUUGUUCCAGGUGGUUGACGAUAUUCUCGACGUAACGAAAUCUACUGAAGAAUUGGGCAAGAGCGCCGGAAAAGACGUUGUCGCCGGAAAACUUACGUAUCCGAGGUUGAUUGGUUUGGAGAAAUCGAGGUUACUUGCGGCGAAAUUAAGCAAAGAAGCAGAGGAACAGCUACUAGGGUUUGAUCCGGUUAAGGCGGCACCUCUAGUAGCUCUGGCCAGCUACAUUGCCUACAGAAACAACUGAUUCUUGAGCUCGAUCUCUCAUCUUGUUUAUUUCAAACUAAAAUGUUUUUCAAUUCCUUUUUUUCAUGUUCUUGUUAUAUAAAUAAAAAGAAAGGAAAAAGGACCAAAAGGUUAAUUGCGUUUCCUAAACUACCUCUUCUUCUAUUUUUCCCGCUUCUCAUGUGUACAAACCCUAAUACUAAUUGAGAGAAGUUAUAUGUUUAUAAUAAGAACGUGAUGAUGUGGAUUUCCCAU
This is a messenger RNA of Thlaspi arvense, 2747 nucleotides long. The record is from the annotation of a GenBank genome assembly. Lineage: Eukaryota; Viridiplantae; Streptophyta; Magnoliopsida; Brassicales; Brassicaceae.